AUGCGCAUGCCCCGCACAGGGAAGCCUCGCGAGAGGAAGGAGGAGGCGGCGGCGGGUCCCUGUCUCCAGCCGGAGGUGCCGCCCUGCUGUCCCCCCGUCACCCCCCGUGUCCCCCCGUCCAUCGCGGCCAUGGCCGCACCGCCGGCCUCGCCCGGCCCCCGUGGCCGCUUCGAGCAGGAGCAGGACCGCGCCGUCCGCGCCCUGGUGCGCUGCGUGACCGGCCUGCCCGAGGAGGAGCUGGGCGGAGAGCGCUUCCAGGCGGCGCUCAAUUUCGCCUGGUCCAACUUCAGAUUUCACCGUUUUCUUGAUGUGAACAGUCAUAAAGUAGAGAGGACAAUAGAAGGAAUACAUGAGAAAUUGAUAAUUCAUUCUGACCUUGGAAAAGCUGCAAGCUGGAAAAGACUAACAGAAAAAUUUCUGAACUUGCCACUCCCAAGUCUUGAAGAAACAAAGACAGAGACACACUAUGCUAUACUAUCUCUUCUAUUGUGUUUAUCUGAUUCUCCAUCCAACACCACCUAUGUGGAAAAACCAAGAGUCAAAGAAGUGGAUUCCUUUUUGAAUGAUCUCUGCACAUUCCCUCGGCGGUGUUUUGAAUGCACUUUCAGCCCAUUCCAGGAAUGUGAAUAUGAAGAGGUUAUCUCAAACAACACUAAUUACAAAAAGGAAGAAGAAUUUGAUUGGGGAAAGUAUCUCAUGGAAGGAGAAGAAAUUUACUUUGGUCCAGGUGCAGAUACACCGGAUUGGUCUGGAGAAAGUGAAGAGGAAGAAGACACUCAGCCCUUGAGCAGGGAGGACUCGGGUAUUCAAGUAGACAGGACACCUUUAGAAGACCAAGAUCCAAAUAAGAAAACAGUACCUAAUGUUUCCUGGAAAGUAUAUCAUUAUAAGUGCAUUAAGGGGGAAAAUUACUACUCUCUUUGUUUCUUUUCAAGGCUACUUUCAGGAGUGAAAAAGCUUUUUAUAUUUCAGCUGAAUGAUGGAAAAGUGACUGUGCGGAAUGAUAUUAUUGUAACUCAUUUAACCCACAAUUGCCUGAGAUCUGUAUUGGAGCAGAUAGCAGCAUAUGGUCAAGUUGUGUUUAGACUACAGAAGUUUAUUGAUGAAGUGAUGGGACACAACCCAGAAAGCAUAAUGCAUGGAACAGUUUCCACUCCAAAGAAGACUACUGAAGCCCCAUUCAGAACCUACCAAGCUUUUAUGUGGGCUUUGUAUAAAUAUUUUAUUAGCUUUAAAGAAGAACUUACUGAAAUUGAAAAAUGCAUAAUCAACAAAGAUAAAACAGUCACACUUUCAAUAGUAAUAGAUAAGCUGUCUCCCAGACUGGCCCAGCUGAAGGUACUUCACAAGGUUUUCAGCACAGGCGUAGCGGAAGUGCCACCUGACACCAGAAAUGUUGUACGAGCAUCUCAUCUGCUUAAUACUCUCUACAAAGCUAUUCUUGAGUAUGACAGUGUUGGAGAGGCAUCUGAGCAAACGGUAUCCCUUUUGUUCUCUCUCUGGGUUGAAACUGUGAGGCCAUAUUUACAGACAGUGGAUGAGUGGAUAGUCCAUGGUAAUUUAUUUGAUCCUGCAAAGGAAUUCAUUAUUCAGAGGUAG
This is a messenger RNA of Empidonax traillii (willow flycatcher), 1599 nucleotides long. RefSeq names its product gamma-tubulin complex component 5-like. Gene Ontology annotation, molecular function: microtubule minus-end binding; gamma-tubulin binding. Gene Ontology annotation, biological process: spindle assembly; cytoplasmic microtubule organization; microtubule nucleation. Gene Ontology annotation, cellular component: centrosome; gamma-tubulin complex; spindle pole. The record is from RefSeq and is a predicted model, not a curated record. NCBI's taxonomy places the organism in Eukaryota, Metazoa, Chordata, Aves, Passeriformes, Tyrannidae.